Molecule: messenger RNA, 1167 nt
Organism: Aspergillus novofumigatus IBT 16806
Lineage: Eukaryota; Fungi; Ascomycota; Eurotiomycetes; Eurotiales; Aspergillaceae
Product: mitochondrial 54S ribosomal protein mL57
Exons: 3
Coding region: 171-950 (259 amino acids)
Biological process (GO): mitochondrial translation; RNA processing
Cellular component (GO): mitochondrial large ribosomal subunit
Molecular function (GO): structural constituent of ribosome; ribonuclease III activity
Source: RefSeq, a predicted model, not a curated record
AUUUACUGUACUUACCCGCGCUAUCCCUUUCGGGACUAGCGCCAUAUCUCCGAAUUCUUCCAUCUGCAACUCCGACUCUUGCUGGAUUAUCGCUACAAAAAAAGAACCGGACAGGUGGAUUGACACGGUUUACAGUUUCCACAGCCCGGAGACUUCAUUUUACAAAGACAAUGGCAUCUUUGACAUCCGCCCGAGCGGCCAGGACCGCUCUUUGCUCUGCAUGUCGCUUCGCUUAUCCCAGCACGACCGUUGGACCUGCUACAGUCAUCGCCAGGCGCGGACUGUCGACAGCAACCGAGCAAGCACCAGCCGACAUUGCCGAUAAGCCGCGAUGGUCCUAUACCCCUCCAAGCGCAAAGGCUCCCUUCAGUCUGCGAUUCGACUCCAAGAGACGGGAGUUUCCCGUCAAUUCAGACCCGAAAAUUCUCGACCAGUUCUACAUUCGCAUGCUGGGCGCCGAUGGCGACAAGGUUCUCUCGGAGGAGGUAAAGUGGCUGGCUGUGACACAUAAGAGCUUCGAUCAAGGACGGAGAGGCUUUAACGAUCGCUUGGCCUUUCUAGGGAAACGGAUCGUUCAAUUACAGGCAUCUCUGGCUUUAGUGCAGAACCCCGGAAAUGCCAGCAGCUCUACCACUCCAGAUUCCUUCGGUCGCGAACCCUUUGCCCACCCGGCCCUCGAAGGCCUGAAGAACCUCUCACCUAGCACGAAGAGCUUCCUCACAAGCAAGCCGAAGCUCGCAGAGCUCGCCCAGAAGUACGAGUUACAGAAGGUCCUGAGGUGGAGUCCUCGAAAGCCGAACAACCUCGCCAGCUCUGGAAUGGAGCUUGUGCUUGCCCAUACCAUGUAUGCAAUUAUCGGUGCUAUUGCCCUCGAGAAGGGCGGACACGUCGCCAACAAGGUGGCAAGAGAACGGGUAUUAGAACCUUUGGGUCUUAAGACAACAGCUUAAAAUCGGGAUUUCGUUACUGGGAAAUGGCCGCAGGAGCAUUAUCAGGGCGUUGUUUCCAUUUGUUUUCCUUUCUGUCUCCGUCUCGGAUGUUCCUUGUAUGUGUUGGGAGCUCUUUUCUUCGACCGUAUAUGUACUUUUAUUAUGACUUGUGCUAUAUCACUCCAAAUACCAGAGCUCUUCGUUCCCGAAUAUACUUCGUUAUACGAAAGGCCCCAGG